AUGCCGCUGCCGAAGCGCUGCGUGGAGCCGGUGCACGUGUCGCGCGGGACCGUGCCCGAGCGCCUCGCGGUGCCCUCCGAGCUCGAGGCGGUCACGAACGGGACCCUCGCCAAUACUGUCAGACAACUUUCGUCAUUGUCCAAACAUGCCGAGGACAUGUUCGGCGAGUUGACGCGGGAGGCAACUAGUUUGGCAGAAAGGACGAAUGCAUUGCAGGCCAGGAUCGAUAGGCUUGCUAUAAAGGUCACACAACUGGAUUCGACUGUAGAAGAAGUGUCUCUCCAAGAUAUCCAAAUGAGAAAAGCAUUCCGGUCGUCUCAGACGUUUGAGCAACAACUUUUCUCUCGGAAAACGAUGCCAUCUGCGAUGCUUGCUACAUACGUGCGUUGUGACCGCCCUCCGCCUCUUGAACGACUCAAUGAGUUUAGGGACGAUGGCAGAGACGCCAGGAAGUUCUAUACAGACCCUGAUUACUUCUUCGAGCUCUGGCGUAGGGAGAUGCUUCAAGACACUGAGAGGAUCCAGCACGAUAGGGGAAAGAAGGUCCGGCAGCCGCGCAGUGGUGGCGCAGACGGGCGCGGCGCGAGGCGCGUGCGCGUGCCGCACUCCACCCGCGACCGGCAGAAGGCCGAGGUGCUGACGCGCGGCGAGCACCUCAUGGCGCCCGCGCAGCUGCGCCGCUACAACAUCGACACCUACCGCCCCGACCCGCUCUACCAGGCGACCACACUGCCGGACGGCGGGUAUCGCGCGCCACAGAGUCGGCCACCAUCCUCUCAGCCGGCACGCCCUAAUUCUAUCGAGAUUGAAAACCAGACCAGAACACCUCGCCUCACUGGAAACGGACAUGUGAUGGGAGAAGAGAGUCCGUACGGGCCCAUCGAGCCGAUCUACGGCGGCAGUAUCGCCGGCACCCCGCGGCGCGCGCGGCCCUCCGUCCCGCCGCCCGCGCCCCCCGCGCCGCUGCCAGACUCGCCCCCGCACCACACGCCCACGAGGUCUACCCUGCCGCCGCCUCCACCGCCUCCGGAAGGGUCUCCGCCCCCCGUGCUCAAUGGCGCUUCGCCCCCACAUCGCACGGCGCUGGACGCUCAUCUCGACCAGAUGCAUGCCGUCAUAGGCCUGAUGUCGUCGGAGGCCGCGGCGCCGCCCGCGCCCGCGCCGCCGCCCGCGCCGCCCGCGCCGCCGCCGCCCGGCUCGCCGCGCCCGCGCCCGCCCUCGCCCGCGGCGCUGCUGCGCGGCGCGUCCGCACUCAAGCCGCCGCGCCCCGCCGCCGACCCCGCGCCCGACCCGCGCUCCGACCUGCUCAAGGCGAUACGAGAAGGGAUAAAACUUCGUAAAGUCGAGAAGCGUUGCGAGGAAAACACCGGCAAGUACGACACGCUCCGCGGGGUGCCUGCUUUACACGAUGUGGCGUCCAUACUGGCGCGUCGUGUUGCCGUGGAGCAGAGCGACACUAGCUCCGGUAACGACAGCGACUCCGACGACUCCGAUCAGUGGACUGACUCCCGCGCGUGACGUCGCGCCUCGCCGC
Molecule: messenger RNA, 1534 nt
Organism: Melitaea cinxia (Glanville fritillary)
Lineage: Eukaryota; Metazoa; Arthropoda; Insecta; Lepidoptera; Nymphalidae
Gene: SCAR
Product: wiskott-Aldrich syndrome protein family member 3
Exons: 9
Coding region: 1-1518 (505 amino acids)
Biological process (GO): positive regulation of Arp2/3 complex-mediated actin nucleation; actin cytoskeleton organization
Cellular component (GO): cytoskeleton; SCAR complex
Molecular function (GO): actin binding; Arp2/3 complex binding; protein kinase A regulatory subunit binding
Source: RefSeq, a predicted model, not a curated record